AUGACAGAGGAGUGGGGACAAGCGUCUUUUGCUGCCAGAAGGCACUAUGAAGACUCAACAAGGGGAUCUAUCUUCACGUAUACAAAUGCGAACAAUACUAGAGAUCCUUUUGAGGGUCCCAAUUACCACAUCGCUCCACGAUGGGUGUACAACCUGUCCACAUGUUGGAUGUUGAUGGUGGUGGUCGUCUCAUCUUUCACCAAUGGCCUCGUCAUAGUGGCCACAGCAAAGUUUAAGAAACUCCGCCAUCCUCUGAACUGGAUCUUGGUCAAUCUUGCAGUUGCAGAUCUUGGAGAGACACUUAUUGCCAGCACCAUCAGUGUAUGCAACCAGUUUUUUGGUUACUUCAUUCUUGGACACCCAAUGUGCAAGCUUGAGGGCUUCACGGUCGCAACUUGUGGUAUUGUAGGUCUCUGGUCUUUGACUGUCAUCUCCUGGGAAAGAUGGUUUGUUGUGUGUAAACCUUUUGGAAAUAUCAAGUUUGAUGCCAAAUUGGCCACAAUUGGAAUCAUUUUUACCUGGGUGUGGUCAGCAGGGUGGUGUGCUCCCCCACUCUUUGGAUGGAGCAGGUACUGGCCCCAUGGACUGAAGACUUCCUGUGGACCUGAUGUAUUCAGUGGAAGAGAUGACCUUGGGACCCAGUCCUUCAUGAUUGCACUUAUGAUCACAUGUUGUUUUAUUCCCCUGGGGAUCAUCAUUGUGUGUUACCUUGCUGUCUGGAUGGCUAUCCGUGCUGUUGCCAUGCAGCAGAAGGAAUCAGAGUCAACCCAGAAAGCUGAGAAAGAAGUAUCCAGGAUGGUGGUUGUCAUGAUCUUUGCGUACUGUUUCUGCUGGGGACCUUACACCUACAUGGCUUGCUAUGCUGCAGCUUACCCUGGUUAUGCUUUCCAUCCUCUGGCUGCAUCCAUGCCUGCAUAUUUCGCCAAGAGCGCCACCAUCUACAACCCAGUUAUCUAUGUCUUCAUGAACCGGCAGUUCCGUGAAUGCAUCAUGAAGCUUUUUGGCAAAGAAGUGGAUGAAAGCUCUGAAGUCUCAUCAUCAUCAAAGACAGAGGUUUCCUCUGUGGCUCCUGCAUAA
This is a messenger RNA of Cheilinus undulatus (humphead wrasse), 1077 nucleotides long. Its product is annotated as red-sensitive opsin-like. NCBI's taxonomy places the organism in Eukaryota, Metazoa, Chordata, Actinopteri, Labriformes, Labridae. Gene Ontology annotation, biological process: G protein-coupled receptor signaling pathway; phototransduction; visual perception. Gene Ontology annotation, molecular function: G protein-coupled receptor activity. Gene Ontology annotation, cellular component: photoreceptor outer segment; membrane. The transcript is spliced from 6 exons. The record is from RefSeq and is a predicted model, not a curated record. Bases 1 to 1077 code for a protein of 358 amino acids.